AUGGCCCCUGGACAACAUACUUGCUGCGACAAAAAAAAAAUUAAGAGAGGGUUGUGGUCACCUGAGGAAGAUGAGAAACUCAUACGGCACAUUUCUGCCUACGGCCAUGGCUGUUGGAGUGCAGUUCCUAGACUUGCAGGGUUGCAGAGAUGCGGCAAGAGUUGCAGGCUGAGAUGGAUAAAUUACUUGAGGCCAGAUCUGAAAAGAGGGAGUUUUUCUCCAGAAGAAGCAGCUCUCAUAAUUGAUCUCCACAAUAUUCUUGGCAAUAAAUGGGCUCAGAUAGCAAAGCAUCUUCCUGGAAGAUCAGACAAUGAAAUCAAAAACUUUUGGAAUUCAAGCAUCAAGAAGAAACUAAUGGCAAGGAAUCUUUCUAAUUCAGCCAGGAGCAAUUUUCAAGGCUUGAGCUCAAUGAAUUUUAACUCUUAUCUGAUCCCAACUGCCCAAAUGGAUCAAGUCUACAUCCCUCCUGCAGCCCCAAAUAAUCCACUGCCACUAGGGUUUGAUCAGGUGAAUAUCAAUACUAAUUUAAUCCCAGCGCUGACUUCUCUUCCCAUAUCAUCUUUGGAUUCAUCUGCAUAUAAUCUGCCUCCACUGGCAUGGAUGGCAUCAGAAUACCAUCAGCCUCAAUUGGUUGAUCAUCAGCAACAAUUUAUUAAACAGAAAGAUAAUUCCAUCUUCAUCAAUGGUGGCCCAGCGGCUCCACAGUAUUUCAACGCACCACCAUUAAUGAGGACUUACGCGGAUACAUCAGUAAUUAAUGGGUUGCCAAAACUCUGCGAAAUGGCAAAUGGGAAUCAGAUUGGAAUGUAUUCAUCUGUUCCACCAGUUCUUGAAGCAGUUUCUAAAGGUUUUUCAGGAUUCCCUUCUGGGCUUUAUGCACCUGAGAUGCAGGUGCCGGCAGUCGGUCAUAUCCUGUUCAUCCAAUCACUCAUGUCAACAUUCAACGCAUCAUCCUCGCACUCUCAAGCACUGCCUCUACUACCAUGCAGCAGGCCGUUUCUAUUGAACCCUAAUCAGCCUUCAGGCUGGAUCAAUCCCUAG
Messenger RNA from Fraxinus pennsylvanica, 1041 nucleotides. Lineage: Eukaryota; Viridiplantae; Streptophyta; Magnoliopsida; Lamiales; Oleaceae. The record is from the annotation of a GenBank genome assembly.